CUGACAAUUUUAAAAUGCCAACUGAAAAAUCUUUUCAUCACAGGGCUUCACCAGCUCUUAAACAGACCAAUAAACCUUUCAAGUCAAAGCACGCGACAAAAAGUGCUCUUAAAGAUAAGAGUAAAGGUAAAGUAAAGCGCGUGUCAAUCAAAAAUCAAGUAAAACCACUUUCCACGAAAGCAGACCGACGUAAUACUGCAAAACAACAACAACAGAAACGAAGGGAGGCAUUGUUCAAAGCGAAUAGAUUUUUUGAUGGGUUGCGUGGUGCCCCGAAAAUUGUUGCUGUAAUUCCUUUAUGUCCAGAUGUUAAAGCUUACAGUGCAGUCGUAAAUAUUUUUGGAAGUAUAGAUCAAACAGUCCCAUCGCUUACAAAAGGAGUCGUUUUAUUAAAUGCUGAAAGAUUCAAACAAAAAGUACAAUUUAUUUUAUUGGAACGUAAUUUCAUCGAUAUAUUAGAUGCAUGCAAAGUAGCAGAUUUUGUUGUAUUUGUGAUGUCUGCUGAGGUGGAGGUUGAUAACUUUGGUGAACGAUGUGUAAAAGCAAUUCAGGCGCAAGGUGUACCGACUGUUAUCCCCGGAGUUAUGCACAUCGAGCUUCAAUCACCAAAAAAACGUAACGAUGUAAAAAAAUCACUUUUGAGCUUUAUAAAUUAUUUUUUUCCGGAUGAAGAAAAAAUUUAUUCUCUUGAUGUCUCCCAGGAGGUUCUUAGUUUAUUAAGAACAAUCUGUACACAACUUCCGAAAAACAUACAUUGGCGAGAUACUCAUCCGUAUAUGUUAGCAGAUGAUGUUGGCUUUGAUGUUUAUUCUGAAAAUGAGAAUUUUGGAACACUUCGAGUUACCGGGUAUGCGCGAGGAAAUCCUUUUUCAGCAAAUCGAUUAGUGCAUCUACAAAACUUUGGAGACUUUCAGUUGACACAGAUUACGUCAUGUCCCGUAUCUAACGACAAGACUGAUGAAAUGGCAAUGGAUAUCAAAGUUUUAGACUUGCCAGCGUCAGAUUUACAAGAAACAUUGGUGGCGGAGAAUGAAUCUGAUUUUAUGUCAAACGAGCAAACAUGGCCAACUCGUGAAGAAUUAGAUGAAGGCGAGGUUCGGUCGACUCCUAUGAAUCUUGAAGAUAUUCCUGAUGCGAUACCUGGAACUACUCCUAAAAGAGUAUUAAAGCGAGUUCCAAAAGGAACCUCAUCUUAUCAAGCGGCAUGGAUUAUCGAAUUAGAAGACAGAAAAAGUAUUUCUAGUUUACAUUUGUCGCCGGAAGAAGAAAAAAGACAACUUAAAGAAUAUAUGGAAAAGAUUGCAAAACAGCAGCGUGAUGAUUUAGAAUUUCCCGAUGAAGUAGACACUCCAGUUGAUACGCCAGCACGAAUUCGUUUUCAACGAUAUCGUGGGUUACAAAGUUUCCACAAAUCCCCGUGGGACCCUUAUGAGAAUUUGCCAGUUGAUUACUCUCGAAUUUUCGAAUUCGAGAACUUCAAAAGAACAAAAAAUCGUGUAUUACGAGAAGCGAGCACUGGAAUUGUCAAACCGGGUCAAAGGAUUACCUUGCAUGUUGCUAAUGUGCCCAAAGCUAUAUUGGAAAUAUUUAAUUCAUAUAGACCUUUCAUUGUAUUUGGUCUUCUUCGGUAUGAGCAUAAAAUAUCUGUGUUAAAUUUUACUGUCACUAGGAAUAGUGAAUUUAAAGAACCAGUGAAAUCAAAGGAUUCUCUUAUACUUCACUGUGGAUUUCGGCGUUACGUGGUUCGACCUUUAUACUCGGAAAACAUUAAGGGUAGCAAGGGAGCUAAUAAUGUACAUAAAUUUGAGAGAUUCUUUAAUUUGGGGCGUACAUGUAUAGCAACAAUAUAUGGACCUAUUCAGAUGGGAAAUUUGCCUGUUAUACUUUACAAAGAUACAGGAAAUGUUAAUGCUCCUAUCUUUGUUGCAACUGGCACUUUUACUAAUGUUGAGCCGAAACGUAUUAUCGCCAAACGCAUCUGUCUUACCGGAUAUCCUUUUAAAGUGCACAAGAAAUCUGCAGUAGUCCGUUAUAUGUUCUUCAAUCCUGAUGACGUGUUAUGGUUCAAACCUAUACAAUUAACAACGAAAUAUGGCCGCACUGGGCAUAUACGCGAAUCACUCGGAACUCAUGGUUAUAUGAAAUGCGUGUUUGACGGCCCGAUCGGACAACAGGAUACCGUAGUAAUGAAUCUCUAUAAACGCGUGUUCCCUAAGUGGAACACAACGAUUCUAUGGCGAGGUGGAGUUGAAGGGAAAGUUGAGGAAAAUAAUGAACAGGUGAUCACCAAAGAAAUGAUACUCGACAAUAAUACUUAA
Ambispora leptoticha is the source of this 2318-nucleotide messenger RNA. The record is from the annotation of a GenBank genome assembly. Lineage: Eukaryota; Fungi; Glomeromycota; Glomeromycetes; Archaeosporales; Ambisporaceae.